AUGAUGUUAAGACAAUUCAGUAAAUCGAACUUAAAAAGUGCAUCAUAUAAGAAGUUAUUACUUAGCUCGAAGGCAUCGGUUGUGCCUGUGGUAGGAACAGUUCCUACUGAAAGGUUACUGCCUGGGAGCAGAUUCACGGGGAGGUAUAAUGAGUCUGGUUCCAUUAUCACAUCGAAUCCUUUCUAUGGUAAAAGGUAUUACGUACAAAUGAGAAUGAAUCCAAAUCAACAAGAAAAAGAUGUACCUGCCUUAGAGAAGUUUGGCACAAAUUUAACAAAACUUGCUGCAGAAGGUAAACUAGAUCCUGUUAUUGGAAGAGAUGAGGAAAUCUCAAGGGCUAUUCAAAUAUUAUCCAGAAGAACAAAAAAUAACCCCGUUUUAAUUGGUAAAGCGGGUGUUGGUAAGACUUCGUUGAUUGAUGGUUUGGCACAGAGAAUUGUAGCCGGUGAAGUUCCAGAUUCGUUGAAGAAUAAACAGCUAAUAGCUUUGGAUUUGGGUUCGCUAAUUGCAGGAGCAAAAUACAGAGGGGAAUUUGAAGAAAGGUUGAAAAAUGUAUUAAAAGAGAUCGACGACUCUAAUGGAGAAAUAAUAAUGUUUAUUGACGAAGUACAUAUGCUUUUAGGUUUGGGUAAAACUGACGGGAGUAUGGAUGCUUCAAAUAUCUUAAAACCAAAAUUAGCUAAAGGUCUUAGAUGCAUAUCUGCAACAACAUUGGAUGAAUUUAAAAUUAUUGAGAAGGAUCCAGCUUUAACUAGACGUUUCCAGCCAAUUUUAUUAACAGAGCCGACUGUGGCAGAUACAAUAUCGAUAUUAAGAGGUUUGAAAGAAAGAUAUGAAGUCCACCAUGGUGUGAGGAUUACCGACACUGCUCUAGUCUCUGCUGCUGUUCUAUCUAAUCGUUAUAUUACAGAUAGAUUUUUACCAGAUAAAGCAAUAGAUUUGAUUGAUGAGUCGUGUGCUGCUUUGAGAUUACAACACGAAUCUAAGCCAGAUGAAAUUCAGAAACUUGAUCGUAAUAUCAUGACUAUGCAAAUUGAAUUAGAGUCGCUCAAGAAGGAGACAGAUCCAGUUUCCGUGGAAAGAAGAGAAACAAUUGAAAAUGAUCUGAAUUUAAAGAAUAGUGAAUUAAAGAGGUUAACCGAAAUAUGGGAAGCUGAGAGAGAAGAAAUAGAUAAAAUAAAGAAUGCUAAGGUUGAUCUUGAACAAGCCAGGAUAGAAUUAGAAAUAUCCCAAAGAGAAGGUGAUUACACAAAAGCUUCUGAACUUAGAUAUUCAAAGAUUCCGGAACUUGAGAAAAGAGUAAAAUUAUCUUCCCAGAAGAAGGUUGAAGAAAAUAGUGACGAUCCAAGCUCUAUAGUACUUUUACAUGAUGCCGUCACAUCUCAAGAUAUCUCAAAAGUUGUUGCAAAAAUGACAGGUAUUCCACCUGAUACACUAAUGAAGGGAGAUAAAGACCGUUUACUAUUUAUGGAGCAAACUUUGAAAGAAAGAGUAGUUGGACAGGAUGAAGCCAUUGAUGUUAUAUCCGAUGCAGUUAGAUUACAAAGAGCUGGUUUAACAAGUGAUAAAAGGCCUAUUGCAAGUUUCAUGUUUUUAGGUCCAACCGGGACAGGUAAAACAGAGUUAACGAAAGCUUUAGCUGAAUUUUUAUUUGAUGACGAAACGAAUAUUGUAAGAUUUGAUAUGUCAGAAUACCAAGAAAAACAUAGUGUUUCAAAAUUAAUUGGUGCUCCACCUGGUUAUGUGAUGAGUGAAUCUGGUGGACAGCUCACAGAAGCUGUAAGGCGUAAACCUUACUCAGUGAUUCUAUUUGAUGAAUUUGAAAAAGCCCAUCCUGAUGUUUGCAAAAUUUUGCUACAAGUUUUAGAUGAAGGUAAAUUAUCAGAUUCAUUGGGUCACCACGUGGAUUUCCGUAAUACUAUUAUCGUUAUGACCUCCAAUAUAGGUCAGGAUAUACUAUUGACAGACACUACAGCAACAGAAGAUGGUAUAGUUGGAGAGAAAACAAAGAAUCUAGUGAUCGAUAGAAUGAAAAAGCAAUACCCGCCUGAGUUCAUUAACCGUAUUGAUGACAUAUUAGUGUUUAACAGACUGUCCAAAAAAGUAUUGAGAUCAAUUGUUGACAUUAGAUUAAAAGAGAUACAAGAGAGAUUAUCAGAUAAAAGGAUUACUUUGAAUUUAGAUGGACCCGCAAAGAAUUGGUUAACUGAUUAUGGUUAUGAUCCAUUAUACGGCGCAAGGCCAUUAAAUAGAUUAAUUCAUAGGAAGAUUUUAAACCCAAUGGCUACUUUCUUAUUGAAGGGUCAAAUUCUAAACGAUGAAACUGUUAAUGUCACGGUUAAAGAUAAAGAAUUGAAAGUUGAGCCAAACCAUAAGGAAGGUGACGCUCAAAAGAAACCAGAUGAAGAGUAG
This is a messenger RNA of Tetrapisispora phaffii CBS 4417, 2412 nucleotides long. RefSeq names its product chaperone ATPase HSP78 (gene HSP78). The coding region runs from base 1 to 2412 and encodes 803 amino acids. Gene Ontology annotation, biological process: cellular response to heat. The record is from RefSeq and is a predicted model, not a curated record. NCBI's taxonomy places the organism in Eukaryota, Fungi, Ascomycota, Saccharomycetes, Saccharomycetales, Saccharomycetaceae. The transcript has a single exon. Gene Ontology annotation, cellular component: mitochondrial matrix; cytoplasm. Gene Ontology annotation, molecular function: ATP hydrolysis activity; ATP binding.